Messenger RNA from Scomber scombrus (Atlantic mackerel), 5058 nucleotides. RefSeq names its product pleckstrin homology-like domain, family B, member 1a (gene phldb1a). Gene Ontology annotation, molecular function: protein binding. Gene Ontology annotation, biological process: regulation of microtubule cytoskeleton organization. Gene Ontology annotation, cellular component: basal cortex. The transcript is spliced from 24 exons. The record is from RefSeq and is a predicted model, not a curated record. Lineage: Eukaryota; Metazoa; Chordata; Actinopteri; Scombriformes; Scombridae. Bases 34 to 4167 code for a protein of 1377 amino acids.
CAUACAUCAGAUCACCCUGACAGCUCAGCCGACAUGGACCGUAUGAGCAGGAAUAAAGUGGAACAUGGGCGACAGACGCACCAGGUCUUACAGAGUACUCCUUUAGACCUGAUUGAGACAGGCAAGUCCCUGAAAGUCCAGGCAGAACGCCCCCACCUGGUUAGUUUGGGAAGUGGACGCCUGAGUACAGCCAUCACCCUGCUACCACUGCUGGAAGGGAGAACCACAUUAGGCAGCGGGGUGACAGAUAUCCCACUGCAAGGCCCCAGCAUCGCAGCUCAGCACUGCUACAUUGAAAACCAGGCGGGCAGCAUCACCUUGUACCCAUGUGGAAACCAGUGCUCUGCAGAUGGCCUUCCCAUCACCAAACCCUAUCGCCUGUCACAAGGGUGCAUGCUGUGUUUUGGUCAGUCGGCUUUUUUCCGCUUCAACCAUCCAGAAGAGGCCCUGAGGAUAAAGAGCAUGCUGCCUGGAGGGAGCCACGGACUGAGCACCGCAAGAACUCAUCCCUCUGACUCCCAUAGCACCCUGAACGGGAACCAUCAGUCUUUUUCCAGUAACGGCGAGUCCAAAAUCAACAACAUAGCAAAGGACCUACAGGAAUCUCUGGUGCUGAAGGCCACAUCAUCAUCACCAGGUUCUGGUAAACAGCCUGUUCCUCAGACCUGUCCUCUUAACACACUCAAUGGGAGAAACGGCUCCAUGAAAGAGAGGUCCAUCAGUGAGAACAGCAGCAGCUCUCUGGGGCAGAACCUUGGCAACAAAACCCCUCCAGUACCUGUCAGGUCCAACAUUCCUGUCCCCCAUCAACGGAGUUCACUCUCUGUGGCAUCCAGCAGAACUAGUGGUGGUCAGAGGGCCCAGGAGAGCCCAAAGCUUCUGAGGAACGUAAGGGCAGAGGCUACGUCAAGCCCCACACCCCCUGGCAGGGGGUCUGGACAAGGUUCAGAAAACUCUAGUCUAAGUCACAGACCAUCCCUUGUCAAAUUUUCCCCAACAGCUCCAUCCAGCCCUCGAGCAAGAGGUUCCUCAUUACAGAAGAGAUCCCCCAGCCCCAUGAGAGAUCAAGGUCAGCAGCACUCUCAUGUAGAUGUUCCUCAAAGGCUCAGGACACCAGAGCCUACUGGAUCCACCAGCCUGAGAGAGCUUCCACCUCUCAGCCCUUACAUGUCCCGCAGAGGGACUCCAGGAUCACAGGGCUUGGCUUCCUCCUUCACAACACAAAGCUUCACUGCUAUACCUGUGCCUGAGAGCCCCCAGGGCCACCACAAACUCAUGGCUCCUUCAAAAGCAGAAGCCAUGAGGGCACUGUAUGCCCAGAAUCCAUCACCAGUCUCUGGGCAGGAGAAGCAGUUGAGGCCCAGCGCCGGAAAUCCUCUCAUCUCAGGCUCGAAUCCCCUGUCUGGUUCAUCUCCUCUCUCUAGCCCACACAACCAAAGAAAGACCCCUUGUGUGACCUUGACAGGAUCAUCUAGCAAAGAACCAAGUCUUAUGAAACCAUAUACCCGGGAACGCAAGAAUAGCAUCUCUGCUAUCAGUGACAAUGAGGAUGAGUUGCUGGAAUACCACCGCUGGCAGAGAGAGGAGAGGCUGCGUGAGCAGGAAAUGGAGAAGCUGGAGAGACAGAGGCUGGAGACCAUCCUGAAUCUUUGUGCAGACUACAACCAUGAGGACAGUGCUGUGGAGCUGGCUGAAGUGGUGAGGCGUGGGCUGUUAGAGGGCGCUAGAGCAACCUGCUCAGACACAGGAGGGGUGAUGUCCCUCCAGGGUGUAGACAGACCCCAAAGGAUGAGAGAGAAUGAUGAGGAGACCCAGAGAGAGGAGUCUAGCAGCACAGAAAGCACACAUCAAGAGUGUGAAGAGCAGGAGCAGAUCUACAUGGAGGAGGAGAGGAACAGGAUUUUAGCCAGGGUUGAUGACUUAAAGCACAGAGUCAGUGAGCUAGAGCAGCAGCUACAAGAGACCAAACAAGAGGUGGAAAUGGAGCAAGCUCUGCUGCAGGCAGAGAGGCAGACAGAGCAGGAGCAGGUGGAGGCUGAAAAUGAAAUCAUCUCUCAGCUGCAGCUUAAAUUCAGUCAGCUGGACAAGGCCGCCCAGAAAGAGAAGGAGAAGGGGAGGGCUAAUGUGUCGGCUGAGCGGAAGGUCCUGGAAAAGCAGAGGAAUGAGUACAAUGAACUGAAGAGGCAGUUUGAUAAGUGCCCCUUGUCUCUAAGGGAACAGUUACAGGAGCAGCUCAGCAGGAAAGCUGAAGCUCUGGAGUCUGGGACCAAGCAGUUUGAGGAGCUGGAGUUCUGCCAACUGGAGGAGGAGAGCAGUCUGGAAGAGAAGAAGGAGACACAGAGCUCGCAGCUUCUCCAAGAGCGAGCCGAGUAUCACUGCAACGUGGCCAAGAGGAAGGAGAAGAUGACUGCUCUGGAAGCUCAGGUGAAGCAGCUGGGCUUACAGGCAGUUCAAGAUUGUGAGAGGAUGGCUAAAGACAGGACGUUGACUGUGCAGCUGUUACACAAGGAGCAGGACAGGUUAUGUGCCCUGGAGAAGAGGUACCACACCUUGACAGGAGGGAAACAUUUCCCAAAGCCUAACAGCAGCAUGAAAGAGAACUGGCUUCACAUCAGCGAACCUGAUCUUGCUCAUGUGGACGGUCCUCCUCAUAGCUCCUGUCCCUCCUCUGCCUCCUUCUCCUCUUCCUCUCACAUCCCUUCCCCUGAACUCUAUCCUGUUAGGCUACAGGAGGAGUACCUCAGGCUGUCUGAUGUGUAUAAGAUGUAUGGAAAUGCUUCCAUGCAACCUCACUCUCCUUCCCCUGCUGCUCUCCACUGCCUCUCCCUUGCUGUAGCUCCAGCUCUGCCAUGUGAGGAGUACAUCACAGUCAAUCAGUUAAGCCAGAUCUUUGGGAUGCAGAGAGUUAAUCCCUCCUCUUCCUCAUCUAUUCCAUCAUUCCAAUUUGCCUCCUCUGAAACCAUUGCAUGUGGUCCUUCCUCCUUUCAUUCUGCACAGAGCCAGCCUGAGCUCAGCAGGAAUGCAUUGCCUCCUAUUAACCUCGAGCGUUGGUACCAGGACAUCAUGGCUGCUGGUGAACCUCAGUCUGGUCCUCCACCACUGCCUGCCAAGUCUUUUUCUGCACGCAGACACGGGCAGCUGUUGAAGUCCAAAUCAGAUGGUGAGGUUGGGCAAUCAGCAUUGUGUCCUCCUGUCAGCAGUGCUGCAGCUCCGGCACACUCCAGUGGUGUUGCACAUGACAAAAAUGCAUCCACCAAGGGGUUGCACUUAUUGCUGAGGGAAAUGUCUAACCCAUUAGACAUGGACUCCAGGAGGCUGUUAGCUCUGCAGAGCAAAGAUCUGUCUCCCACGGUCCAUCACUCCAUCCUGCAUCAUCAGUCGCCACCGAGCGGCAACCAGGCGUACGACACUCUGAGCCUGGAGAGCUCAGACAGCAUGGAGACCAGCGUCUCCACUGGCAACUCCGCCUGUACCCCAGAAAGUGCCAGUGGGUUAGAGGCUCAGAGGAUAGAAGAGAUGGAGAAGAUGUUAAAGGAGGCACAGCAGGAGAAAGCCAGGCUGAUUGAAAACCGAGAGAGGGAGGUGCUGGCUCGGCGGCAGAUGUUGGAGGAGGAGCGGAGGAGGCGAGAGGAGGCCGAGAGGAGGCUUCAGGACGAGACGACCCACAGGCAGAGGCUGGUGGAGGAGGAGGUGAAGAUGAGAGAGAAGCACUUCUCCCAGGCCCGUCCCAUGACGCGAUAUCUGCCAAACCGUAAGGAGGAGUUUGACCUACGUGCCCAUGUGGAGUCGUCUGGCCACAGCAUAGAUACCUGCCCCUACAUCAUCCUCACAGAGAAGAUGUGCAAGGGCCACCUGGUGAAGAUGGGUGGCAAAAUCAAAUCGUGGAAGAAACGCUGGUUCGUUUUUGACCGUCUGAAGAGGAACUUCUGUUACUAUGCGGACAAGCAUGAGACCAAGCUGAAAGGACUCAUUUACUUUCAGGCGAUUGAAGAGGUUUAUUAUGAUCACCUACGCAGUGCCGCCAAGAGUCCCAAUCCGUCUUUGACCUUCUGUGUGAAAACUCACGACCGCCUUUACUACAUGGUGGCCCCGUCCCCGGAGGCCAUGAGGAUCUGGAUGGAUGUCAUAGUAACGGGUGCUGAGGGCUACACACAGUUCAUGAGCUGAGGGACCACUGGGUGACAGAUUUGGAGGAUGACAGGGACCGGGCGAGCACCCAGACACCUGAAAGUCAAACUGAGCUGCUCUCUGCUCUCUCGUCCGUUGAAGCGGAGCUGGAGCUGAAAUCAGUAACACGCAGCUUGAUGGUGUGUGACGGAUGGACUCUGAGGAGAUGAAUAAUCCGCGGGCCCUCACAAAAAGCCUCACGCCUUCAAGCAAAUUAGGGCUUGGUAAUGAAACAGGUGCUUUUCAAAAAAUGUAUCUUUUAGCCAGUAUGAGAAGGAAAAUAGUUUGAACAACCUGCCAGUGGAUCGAUGGAGGGAGCUCUCAUCUAGAUCAAUCACAUUCUGUCACCAAAACACAUUUUUAAUAAUUACAAUAUCAUUUCUGGGGCUUCAGGAGAAAUACUUUGAAGAUUUUUUACUUCAUAUAAGCUCGAACUGUUUACACCUCUGAAGCUGAUCUGUGUGUGCAGUGUUAUCAUUCUAACUGAUGCCUUUCUUUGCCUUUUUGAUACAUUUGUACUUUUGUCAGAAGAAAAAAUAAUCUCUUAAUCUUUCAAAACAAUAUUAAGUAAACAUAUUAUAUGAGUAAAUAUUCUAAAAAUAUUUUAAGAGUCAUAAUUAUGUUACUUAUUCAAAUGAAGCAUUACUUGGUGCCAAAUACUUUACGUAAUGUUUUGUCAGGCUGUUACAAUACAAAUGUUGGUAUCGCUCUAUAUAUUGUUCUAAGGGCUUUUCAUUCAAAUAACGCAGCAUUAACAUGUCUGUAUUUUACACAAAAUAUAUCAAAGAGAACCUUUUAUUAGUAUUUUAACAAAAUUCAUAAAUUAGAUUAUAUUAAAGUCCUAUAACAUUAUUGUAAACCUACCAUGUACAUCUAAUAAAUGAAACUAUA